AUGGACACAUUUUUAUGGUUAUUUCUUCUUUCAACAUCAAUGUUUCUUGGUUCUCUUCUAGCUGGUAGCAUUCCACUAGUAUUUCAAAUGUCAGAAGAUAGAUUGAAAAUAAUAUCGGCAUUUGGUGUUGGACUUUUGGUUGGAACUUCGUUGAUUGUUAUAAUACCAGAAGGUAUUGAAACAUUAUACAGUGUACCAUCGUAUUAUCAAAUAGAAGCAAAUAAAGAUAAUUUUUUUAGUAAUGUUCCACCUGAAGAUAAAAGAUCUAAUGAUAAUAAAAAAAGAAGUAGCAGUAUACUUGAUAAUUUAAAUUUUGAUUCUUCCUCUUUUUCGUCUAAUUGGGGGAAAAGAGAUGUGUCAGAAGAUGAUGAAUCAAAAUUACCUGAUAUUAAACUUCCAGAAAAUGAAAAUCACCAUUAUAUUGGAAUGGCACUUAUUUCAGGAUUUGUAAUGAUGUUUUUAAUAGAUCAAAUUGAUACUUCACAUGUUCAUUCACACGGUCAUCAUGGUAAAGCUAAUGUUAUAAGUUUGACUGAUCUUCGCUCUAUCUCCAAUCCUAAUAAUGUUGACCCUACAAUAGGACUUAUUAUUCAUGCAGCAGCAGAUGGUAUAGCACUUGGUGCUUCGGCAAAUGAACCAACACUUGAAACAAUAGUUUUCUUAGCAAUAAUGUUACAUAAAGCACCUUCGGCUUUUGGUUUAACAACUAUCUUACUACGUGAAGGUUAUACACGUCGACAAAUUCGUAGACAUUUAGCAACCUUUUGUUUAGCAGCGCCACUUUCUUCAUUAUGUACAUUUGCCUUAAUACAACAAAGUAGCAAAUUGGAUCCAAUUGGUAUGCAAUGGUGGACUGCUAUGCUUUUGUUAUUUUCAGUGGAUGUUAUAAGAUUAUCAGGCUGUUCAAUAUUUAAAGGCAAGAUUGACUGUUCAUAA
This is a messenger RNA of Entrophospora sp. SA101, 936 nucleotides long. The record is from the annotation of a GenBank genome assembly. NCBI's taxonomy places the organism in Eukaryota, Fungi, Glomeromycota, Glomeromycetes, Entrophosporales, Entrophosporaceae.